Molecule: messenger RNA, 2620 nt
Organism: Seriola dumerili (greater amberjack)
Lineage: Eukaryota; Metazoa; Chordata; Actinopteri; Carangiformes; Carangidae
Gene: slc39a6
Product: solute carrier family 39 member 6
Exons: 13
Coding region: 70-2433 (787 amino acids)
Biological process (GO): intracellular zinc ion homeostasis; zinc ion import across plasma membrane
Cellular component (GO): membrane
Molecular function (GO): zinc ion transmembrane transporter activity
Source: RefSeq, a predicted model, not a curated record
AAACCAAACAAACUCGGCUAGCAGGGAAGCUAACCCACCUAACUCAGUGUUAGAAAUUGAAUAGAGAAGAUGAUGAAGGAGGAGAAGAGUCGAGCCGCCCUGGCUGUGAUAGUUCUCCUCGCCGCGAGUUUGUCCGGCGGUGUCUUUUCAGCCAGUUCAGACUGCAGCCCGUCCGCCACAGAGACGAACAGCCCGGUGCGUUUACUGUCGGCUGUGGUCGACGCACAGAGGGCAGAGCAGAGCCAGAGGCGACACCUGGAGGCUCUGUUCAACAGAUAUGGAGAAAACGGCACCAUCUCUCUGGCCGGGUUGAAGCGGCUCUUACAGAACGUGGGGCUGGAUCGCAUCAGGACUGUGAUGGUGCAGCAUCACGAGCAGCCAGGCCACCAUGACCACCACCAUCACCACCACCACCACCACCAUCACCACGACAACAACGACUCGCAUCACCAGAAACACAUCCGCACCGAACCCUCACAGCCCAGGAAGUUUCCCAAGGCCUCCGAAAAUCAAGACGCCACGCAGGGGAAGAAAACGGAGAACCUGGAGAGCCGUCACAACCUUUUUGACAAGAAGGCGGCGGCAGCAGCUCAGGUCGGGACUACGCCUGUGUACAGCGCUCAGCUGGCGGUGAAACCUGAUGAAGCCCAUAAUAGACAAAACGGCAGCCUGGUGCAGCCCAGUCCUGCAGGCGAGGAAACCACCGCUAUGACCUCUGCCAGAGCAGACACGGAGAGCCAGACACAAGCAGCUGCUGUCAGCCAGGGGGACGAUCGCAACCACGACCACGACCACGACCACGACCACGGUCACAACCACGACGAACACGAUCACAACCACGACGACCACAGCUUCAGUCAUGAUCACGGCCAUAUGAACCGAAGCCUGGAGAGUGUAGAGUGUCUGAACGUCUCCAGCAUCCUCUCCUCUCACGGGAUGUCUCAGGAUGUGGGUGUGACCCUCGGAGACUUCAGCCUCCUCUGCCCCGCCCUCCUCAACCAGAUCGAUUUCAGAGCAUGCAUCCUGCACGAAGAUGCCUCUGAGCAUGGCGAGAGAGAUCAUAAACAUCAUAAACAUGCUCACAGUCACCAUGGUGACCACAACCACUCCGACCACAGCGAGCGCACGGGUGGAGAGAGUGGCAAGAACAUUGCAACAGCGUGGGUCGGUGGCUUCGUCUCCAUCACGAUCAUCAGCCUGCUCUCGCUCCUCGGCAUCGUCCUCAUCCCGCUCAUGAACAGAGUUUUCUUCAAGUUCCUCCUCAGCUUCCUGGUGGCGCUGGCUGUCGGCACGCUGAGCGGCGAUGCCUUCCUUCACCUCAUCCCCCAUUCUCAGGGAGGCCACCAUCACCACCACGAGGAUUCUGGGAUGAAUAUGGAGGGACAUCACGCCCACGAUGAGCAAGACGAAAACCUGGACGGCGUGUGGAAAGGACUGACGGCUCUGGCCGGAGUCUACUUCAUGUUUCUCAUCGAACACUUCCUGACGCUGGGAAAAAUGUACAAGGACAAGAAACAAAAGAUCCAGAAGAAAUGGGAUCAGAACGACAAAGCAGAUCCAGAGAAGCAGCCUGCUCUGGAGGAGACUGACCUGAAGCCGCCUGAGGACGUGGAGACUAACGGCGCCGGUGCAUUUGGCGACCACUCCAGCAGCCUGCACGGCGGAAGCGUGGCGGAGGAGGAGCAGGUGAUGCUGGCACCGCAGGUGUCCGUCGUCUCGCCACAGGGUUACAGCCGAUCGUCAGGCGCCACCGCCUACACCGCCGAGGACUGCGAGAACAAAUGCCACUCCCACUUCCACGAUACAGUGGGCCAGGCUGACAGCAUGCACCACCACCACCACGACUACCACCACAUCCUGCAUCACCACCACUCCCAGAACCACCACCCGCACAGCCACUCCCACUCCUACUCAGAACAGCACUUCCAGCAGGCCGGCGUGGCCACGCUCGCCUGGAUGGUCAUCAUGGGAGAUGGACUGCACAACUUCAGCGAUGGCCUGGCCAUCGGAGCUGCUUUCACUGAGGGUCUGUCCAGUGGUCUCAGUACAUCUGUGGCUGUUUUCUGCCACGAGCUGCCUCAUGAGUUGGGUGACUUUGCGGUGCUGCUGAAGGCGGGCAUGACGGUGCGUCAGGCCAUUCUCUAUAACGUGUUGUCGGCCAUGAUGGCGUACUUGGGCAUGGUGACGGGCAUCUUGAUCGGACAUUAUGCGGAGAACAUCUCCACAUGGAUAUUCGCACUCACAGCCGGGCUCUUCAUGUAUGUGGCCUUGGUGGACAUGGUGCCUGAGAUGUUGCAUAAUGACGCCGGCGACCACGGCUUCAGCCACUGGGGCUUCUUCCUGCUCCAGAACGCUGGCAUCCUGCUGGGCUUCUGCAUCAUGCUGCUCAUUGCCAUUUUUGAGCACAAAAUCCAGCUGGACCUUGGAUACUGAAGGGGGGGGUCCAGUUCAGUCCAGUCCAGAGCUUCCUGUCCAUUCCAGUGUCUGCGUCAAGACGUGUAGUGUGUUUUUAUUUGUAGUCGUAGACGGACCGAGCACAGUCGGCUUGAUUUAGUUUGUGUUUUCACAUCGUGUAGAAAGAGGCACUGUUUCAAAUAGGUUUAGGAAGUAGCCAUGUUGA